Messenger RNA from Vicia villosa (hairy vetch), 4942 nucleotides. RefSeq lists its product as uncharacterized. The transcript has 15 exons. The coding region runs from base 78 to 1637 and encodes 519 amino acids. Gene Ontology annotation, molecular function: RNA methyltransferase activity. Gene Ontology annotation, biological process: RNA processing. The record is from RefSeq and is a predicted model, not a curated record. NCBI's taxonomy places the organism in Eukaryota, Viridiplantae, Streptophyta, Magnoliopsida, Fabales, Fabaceae.
UUUGGAUAAAUAUCUUUUCGAACUUUUUGUUAGCACACUCUGUUAUCCAUUCCCGCCUCCAAACUCCAAACCGGAAAAUGUCUCUCCGACUCAUCUCACCACCGCCGUCUUUCCAUCGCUUCACCUGUCACGCCACCACCGCUCCACCUCCUCCCCCUCCUCAAAUCUCAACUGCAACCCCUAUCUCUUCAACUCCACAGCCCCCGCCACUAAAAUGCGCACUUCAUUGCCCCCAUUUCCAAUCGUGUUCGGGAUGUACGCACGAGCUUAACUUACACCGUCCUGUAAUUUUGGACGACGCUACCAAUUUCUUUCGGAAAUAUGGUGUCACGGACUUCACAUUCGAUACUUGCAAUUUGUGGGGUUGGAGGUGUCGAGCGAAAUUGGCGGUGCGUGGUUCUUCAACCAGCCCUCUCAUUGGACUCUAUGAGGAGGGUACUCAUAACGUAGUUGACAUUCCACAAUGCAAAGCUCAUCAUCCUAAUAUUAAUGCUGCUGUGGAGCUGCUUAGACAAGGUAUUACUGAAUUAGAUGUUGAUCCAUAUCUUGAAGAUGAAGGCACUGGUGAAUUGCGAUAUGUUCAGAUGGCUGUGACAACACACAGCACAUCUCUUCCCGCUGCACAAAGAUAUAUGAAUGGUAAGGUUCAGGUUACAUUGGUUUGGAAUUCUAGAAAGGAAAAUUCCCAUGGUUCAGACAAACUGAAUGCAUUAGCAAAUUUUCUAUGGAGAAAUGGUGGGCCACAGAGCAGGCUUCAUUUAAUUCAUUCUGUAUGGGCCAACUUUCAGACUUCUGAUAAAAAUAUAAUAUUUGGGAAUAGAUGGAGACAUCUUCUUGGGGAGAGAGAUUUUUGGGAACGUGUUGGUGGGAUUGAUGUGUCAUUGGCCCCUUCUAGUUUUGGCCAGGCAAACACACGGGCUUUUGACUCCUUGCUGCAGAAGUUACAGAAAUAUGUUCCAUAUGAAUCAUCUGUUACUGAUUUGUAUGCUGGAGCUGGUGUCAUUGGGUUAUCAUUAGCUGCCAGAAGAAAGUGCAGAUCCGUCAAAUGCGUUGAGAUUAACAAAGAGUCGAAGGUAUCUUUUGAGAAGACAGUUGGACGCUUGCCUGCCACCGUUAGCAGCAGCAUCACUUGGCAUCAUGCAGAUGCUUCAAAAGAUCCUUUUUCGUGGCUUGUGGGCUCAGAUGUUAUAGUCUUUGAUCCUCCUAGAAAAGGACUGGAUUCAUCUCUUAUUGAUGCAUUGAAGAAUAUAUCCUUAGUGGCCCGCAAAGCCUUGUCAUCAUCCGGACGCCCAAACUCAGUCCAAGAAGAGAAAAGACCAUGGAUUUUACGUGCUAAUGAAGCUUCUGUCCAGAUUAGAAGCAAAUUACCUGAGGCAGACGUUACUCCAUUGGUGCCACAAACCCUUAUUUAUAUAAGCUGUGGAUGGGAAAGUUUUAAAGAGGACUGCAAGUCAUUAUUGUCAAAUAAGACAUGGUAUUUGGAAAAAGCUCAUGGUUUUAAUUUUUUUCCUGGUACUCAAAGAAUUUGGAGUCGGGGAAGACGAUUGGCAAUGCUGAAGAGUGUGCUGGACUCUACCUCCUUCAAGUGGAAAAAUCAGAAGCAAAACUCAAGAAUAAUUAUCAUGUUGCAGCUGUAGUUUCAAGUGAUGAUAAUCCUGUAAUGAUGUGGCACUAAAGAUUAGGCCACCCAAAUUUCAUAUACUUGGAAAAAAUGUUUCCCUCUUUAUUCAAUAAAAACAAGGAAUAUUUUCGGUGUGAAAUUUGCCAAUUGUCUAAACAUACCCGAAACCAUUACCCACCCCAAUCCUAUAAACCCUCCAAACCUUUUUCAUUAAUUCAUAGUGAUGUAUGGGGACCAUCACGAGUCCGCAACAUUACAGGCUCGAGAUGGUUUGUCACCUUUAUUGAUGAUCACACACGUGUUACCUGGGUGUUUCUAAUGAAGGAAAAAUCAGAAGUAGGGAGAAUAUUUGAAAUUUAUCAUAAGAUGGUACAAACACAAUUCCAAAGCAAUAUUCAGAUACUUAGAACUGACAAUGGUCGUGAGUAUUGCAACCUUGCUCUAAAUUCCUAUCUUCAAAAGGUUGGAAUUGUUCACCAAAGCUCGUGUGUGGACACCCCCCAACAAAAUGGAGUAGCGAAAAGGAAGAAUAGACACCUUUUGGAAGUGACUAGAUCAAUCAUGUUAGCCACAAAUGUCCCACAACACUUUUGGGGAGAAGCUGUCCUUUCCGCAACUCACCUUAUAAAUCGAAUGCCCUCCCGUAUCCUUAACUUUAAGACCCCACUCUCCACACUUCAAAACCUAUUUCCAACCAGCAAAAUAUUUUCCUCUAUUCCAUUAAAAAUAUUUGGAUGCUCAACUUUUGUCCAUAACCUCAACCCUCACCGAAGCAAAUUAGACCCAAAAUCCAUCAAAUGCAUUUUUCUUGGUUACUCCCCUCACCAAAAGGGAUAUAGGUGUUACUCUCCCCAUACCAAAAAAUUUUACCACACUAUGGAUGUAACCUUCUUUGAAAAUCAACCCUAUUACACCAAAAAUGGUAUUCAGGGGGAGCAUAUCGUAAAUUCAGAAUACCAACUUUUGCCUCUUGAACUAACCGAACAUGACAAAAUCUUACCAGACCAAACCGACAACACUCAAUCAGCCGAACCUAUGUCUAAACCAGCUGGAAAAUUACCAGAACAAACCUCUAACAUUCAGCCGAGUGAAAGGACAAAUGAAGUUAUGACGGAAACAGGACCAAUUAUAAUCUCAACCACAUCUCAACAGGAUUGUGAUCCAAAAACAGGUAAUUGGAAGGGUUUUUGUUAUAAAAGGAGGAAGGAGGUAGAGUCAAGCAUAUCUCCAAUGCAAGGCCAUGAGUCAAACCAGGCUCUAGAAAAUGAAGUUCCCACAGGUAAUAUUCUUCCUAACUCUGAACAUGUUGAUACAGCAGAUAUUGAUAUUCCUAUUGCUAUGAGAAAAGGGGUUAGAACUUGCACUAAACACCCUAUUGAAAAAUAUAUCUCCUAUGGUAAACUAUCACAAAGUUACAGGUCCUUUGUAGCAGCUGUUGACAACAUAGAAAUUCCAAAUAAUAUUCAAGAAGCAUUGCUGAAACCUGAAUGGGCAGCAGCUGUAACUGAAGAAGUUCAAGCACUUGUAAGAAAUGGCACAUGGGAGAUCACUGCUAUACCAGAAGGGAAGAAAGCAGUAGGAUGCAAGUGGAUAUUUUCAAUUAAACACAAUGCUGAUGGGAGUAUAAACAGGUACAAAGCUCGGUUGGUUGCUAAGGGAUUCACACAAUCAUAUGGGGUGGAUUAUGAGGAGACUUUUGCACCUGUUGCGAAGCUCAAUUCUGUCCGGGUUCUACUAUCUCUGGCAGCAAAUCUAGAUUGGCCCCUACACCAACUAGACAUAAAGAAUGCAUUUCUAAAUGGAGAGUUAGAAGAAAUCAGUUUCUCAAAGGAAGUACACUUUGGAUUUACUUCAAGAAACAGGUAUGCUUGGAUGCAAAGCUGCCAAUACUCCCAUAGAACAAGUAAAAAGGAGUGAAGACGAGGAUGUACCAGCUAAUAAAGAUAGAUAUCAAAGUCUAGUAGGAAAACUAAUCUAUCUAACACACACCAGACCGGACAUUGGUUUUGCUGUAAGCAUGGCUAGUCGUUAUAUGUCAAAUCCAACUGAAAAUGACAUGAGAAAUGUGAACAGAAUUCUCCAAUACCUAAAAGGUACGCCGGGCCGAGGACUUUAUUUUCAAAAGAACUCAAACAGAGGUAUUGAAGUCUACACCGAUUCUGAUUGGGCGGGAUGUUUAUCUGACAGGAAAUCGACUACAGGCUACUGCACAUUUGUAUGGGGUAAUAUGGUAACUUGGAGAAGCAAGAAACAAUCUGUUGUGGCCAGGAGUAGUGCAGAAGCUGAAUUCAGAGCUAUGUCACAAGGUAUUUGUGAAGGAAUUUGGCUUAAGCGAAUGCUAGAUGAGAUCAAAAUUCCUACCAAUCACCCCAUGAAGAUAUUAUGUGAUAACAAGGCUGCUAUUAGCAUUGCUAAGAACCCGGUACAGCAUGAUAGAACAAAGCACGUGGAGAUAGACCGACACUUCAUCAAGGAGAAAAUUGAUCAUGAAGUUAUAAGUGUUAACUAUAUUCCAUCAUGCCAGCAAACUGCAGACAUUCUAACAAAAGCCCUUUCAAGGAACAUAUACGAGAAUAUCAGAUCCAAUCUGGGUAUGAUAGACAUCUACCACCCAGAUUGAGGGGGAGUGUGGAAUAGUUAAUACAGAAUCAAAUGAUUCUGUUUGUACAGCUCAUUAAGGAUUAAGAUUAAUGUAAUUAAUUAGUUAUUACUUCCUGUUCUUUUCUGUAAUUAGAAUCAGCAUUCAUGGGAAAUUAAUUCCCUUGAUUCUUAGGUCAGAUUUCUCUUUCAAAUUCUGCCUUAUGCAGUCUAUAAAUACAGCAUAUGUAAUUCUCAUCAAAUAGUAGAAAAUAUAAAAUAUAUUUCUAUAAUGCUCAUAGCUAUUCCUUUAUUUUCUGGUGCAUAAUCACAGGCGUAGUUGUGUUUUGGUGUGUGUGGGAAAGAAUGAGGGAGAGCUUUUGACCUAAUGUAGAGUCUUUAGAUGGGGGAGAGCAUAUUCAUAUAGUUAGACUUGUGAAACAUUAUUACUAUUAAGAUCCUAUUGUUCCACCCGCAUUAGUCCAUACUUCAAAUGUCCAAUUUUGUGUAUGGGAGGAGGUCUGUUGAGAGUCCCACAUCACGUAGAGACAAAUGACCUAAGUAGUGCUUUUAAGGUUUGAAAUGUCCUCACCCCACAAGCCGGUGUUGUGGGGUUGAUUUAGAAUUUUAGACUCAACUUAAGUUUUAAGAUGAUAUCAAAGCUUAUCCUAAAUUUGUUAUUGGGCCUAAAUCUAUAUUAUUCCACUCGCAUGCUCCAUAUGUCUUCCCCUGGAUGUGAUGGUA